GUCACACCACACACACACAUGCGCUGCGCUGCUCUAGGGCAAGCAGCUUGGAUUGGAACAACAUAAGUUUUAUUCUAACUGGCUUUUACUCUUUUAAAGUUACUGAGUAUCUACUUGUCGUAUACGGCAUUACAAUUUUUUUAUACGGUUUCCUCACUCAUCAUUGAAUUCUGUUUCGUUUGCUGUUUUACACAGAAUUUUCAUCACGGCGUUGCCUAAACACCCUGUGGAGAGAGCGCCCCCUGUCAUGCCAAGAUGGACCUUUCUGGGAUGCGUGACACGGGGAGUGAGCUGACACACUACGAGGGUACGGAGAAACUUCUUGAAAUUUGGUUUGAGCCCUCGGGCAAGAGUGACAUCCCCGAUAAGGUUACCCACGACCUGAAAGCCAUUCCCAGGGAACGCCUCGUUGAACUGCUUGGUUUGGUUCAUUGUGAGAUAGUGAGUGAGAAGUGUCGAGAUGAUCUCCACGCUUACGUCCUCAGUGAGAGUAGCAUGUUUCUGUCAACAAAGCGCUUUAUUCUCAAGACGUGUGGGACGACCACUCUCCUGAAUGCCAUAGAGCCCAUCAUGAAACUAGCCAAGGAGUUCUGUGACUUUGUUGUUAAGGAUUUGUUUUACUCCCGAAAGAAUUUCUUCCGCCCUGAGCUCCAGCAGGUUCCUCAUCAGAGCUUUGCCAGUGAGGUCCAAUACCUGGAUACUCUGUUUGACAAUGGAGCAGCCUACAUGUUGGGACGAAUCAACGGAGAUUGCUGGUAUCUGUACACACUGGAUAACACCAACCAGAACCAACCUGAUCAAACGCUUGAAAUCUUGAUGACCAACCUUGACCCCAAGGUCAUGAAGCACUUUGAAAACACCACCGGCCGUAAUGGCAAAGAUGUCACUAAGGAGUCUGGAAUAGCAGAUCUGUUACCGGAUUGUCAGAUUGAUGAAUUUCUUUUUGAACCAUGCGGCUAUUCCAUGAAUGGUUUGUUGCCCAAGGAUGGAUAUGUGACCAUUCACAUUACUCCAGAAGAAAAAUAUUCCUACGUCAGCUUUGAAACUAACAUUGAAAUGAAGGACUACAGCGAGUUUGUGAAGAAAGUUCUGACGGUGUUCAAUCCAGGGAAAGUUGUCAUGACCCUGUUUGCAAGCAAGACAGCCAAAUGCGGUACCAGCCGAAAGGCACUGCGUGAAGUCUUCAUGGAUACCUACCGACGUCACGAUCGCCAGUUCUCCGAGUUUCAAUGUUAUGAUCUAACGUUUGCCACCUACAUCCGUGAUGACAUUGUCUAAACUACAACCCGGAACCAAUUUCUUAAAGCUGUUAAGCAGAAAAUACUGCUAAGCAAAAUAGGAGUAGGCCACCAGUUGUAACAAUGUUUAUAGAAUUUUAGAUGGUACCCACAGUUUCUUCUUAGCAAGAUUUUUCAGGGCUUAGCGGAUUUGUGUGCUUACAGGCAAAACGAAAUUGAGCUCAAGUGAUUUCAGUGGCCAUUUUCUGGUUUUUUUAUGGAGAGGUAAAGGUAUUUCGAUAUUAAGACUUUGAUAUUAUUUGCUGCACUCCUCUAGUGUAAAUUAGUGCAUUAGUUCAAUGUUAAUGCAUUGACCAGUUAAGUUAACCUAGCAUUAACUUUAUUUUUGUUUAUUCCUUUUGGGUUUUGGGUGGAGGGGGGUUUUGGUAAGUGCUGUAAAAUUUAUUAUAAAUAGUACCCGCUAUAUCAAAUCACUAAUAUCUGGUCAACAUUUGACAGAAAAUUUCAGUGCUUAGGUAAGUUUUGUCUUGCCACUAGCUUCAUGUGAGUUUGUGCUACAACAAAAGAAAUUUGUUUCUAAUUGUUGACAUGUUGCCUUUGGAUUAAGCGCUUAGGGCUAUAAAAGUGUUUGUUAUGAAAUGAAUGUCGGGAAAUUUAGCCGUUUCAAACUACUCGCCAACCAAAUGCAUCUGUGGUAUGAAGGAAAACGAGUUAGUUAGUGGGCGAACAUUUCAACCUUGGCGUUUCUGGUCAGCACAGUAUUUAAAGACUCGGUCUUGACACUUGUGUCCUUAAGCAAGACACUUUACCAUUUUUAGUUCAUCCUUUGGAUGGGACAAAAAGUCGUAGGCUUCGCAUGUUAAAUAUCCUCAGUACACUGUUAUCGUAGUGCAGAGGAGUUAAUAGUGAGACGUGUAGAGACUUAAGCCCAGUUGAUACUUCCUGCGAAUGCGAAUGCAAUGUGAAAUUGACGUCACAAAUCCUCAUUCGCUGCGAUAUUCACAAGAGAGUUGAGCACAACUCAACUCAGUGCGAAAUUUCGUAACGUCAACAUUUGUAUCACAUUCGCAUUUGCAGAAAGUAUUAUCCGGGCUUUCAGCUGUUUUCCCAGUAGAUAGCAAUCUAUAAGUCUCUGCAGUUCAGGCCUGAUACUUCAUAGAGCAACGAAGGCGAUUGCUUCGAUGCCCCCUGGUCAUUGCCUUGGUGCCCUUGAA
Asterias rubens (European starfish) is the source of this 2452-nucleotide messenger RNA. Its product is annotated as S-adenosylmethionine decarboxylase proenzyme-like. Gene Ontology annotation, biological process: spermidine biosynthetic process; spermine biosynthetic process. Lineage: Eukaryota; Metazoa; Echinodermata; Asteroidea; Forcipulatida; Asteriidae. Gene Ontology annotation, molecular function: adenosylmethionine decarboxylase activity. Gene Ontology annotation, cellular component: cytosol. The record is from RefSeq and is a predicted model, not a curated record. The transcript has 12 exons. The coding region runs from base 256 to 1278 and encodes 340 amino acids.